Molecule: messenger RNA, 1725 nt
Organism: Triticum urartu
Lineage: Eukaryota; Viridiplantae; Streptophyta; Magnoliopsida; Poales; Poaceae
Source: RefSeq, a predicted model, not a curated record
AUGGCGCUUAAGCUCUUGGCGGAAGUGAGCCCGCAGGAGUUGCUCGUAGCUCUUGCGGAGCUCCAGAACCACGUGCUCGGCUACGUCAAGUCCAUGUCGCUCAAGUGCGCCGUGGACCUCGGCAUCACCGACGCCAUCCACCGCCGCGGCGGCACCGCCACCCUGGCCGACAUCGCAGCCGACACGAAGGUGCACCCGGCCAGGGUCGCCGACCUCCGGCACGUCUUGGAGCUGCUCAGCGAGUCGGGCAUCUUCAGCGCCACCGUCUGUGCUCCCAGCAGGAGAUGGCGAGCAAAGACGCCGGUGAGCUCGUCGCCGCGGCUUAUUACAUCCAACACUCGCGCCCUAAUCCGCGACUCAGAGCAGCCCGGCGUCCUCGACGUCAUCCACGAGCAGGGCUCGCUCUGUCGCCGGUGCCUUCUUGAGUUGCGAGCACUCGCGUUUGAAAUGUCCGCGUUCGCUGCACUUGUAGCACCGUCCCCGCCGGUUGCCGCCGAGGCCCGAAGCUUCGUUGCGCACGUCAUCGUCAUCGUCCCGCGCUCCACCUCGCCGCUGCUCCCGCGCCCGCCAUUGUGCCGCCGUGUACAGCAGCUCGCCGCCCGCCUACCUGCGCUGACGCAGCCGCUCGUCGAACGCCUUCAGGCGUCCCAACACGUCCUCGAACAGCAGCGUCGAGAGGUCACAGAACUGCUCCAUCCCGGGGACCGCUGCGUACAAGCGAUCCGGGACGCAGUCCAGCAGCUUCUUCACCAUCGCCGAGUCGUCGAGGGUUGCUCCCAGCCCGGCGUAGCGCGCCGCCAUGCCGCUGAUCUUCCCGACGAAGGCGUCCAGCGACUCCCUGCCGUCCAUCCGCAGGAGUUCGAACUCGCUGCGCAAUGUGCCCAGCCGCGCUGCCCGGACGCGAUCGGCCCCGACGAACUGGGCCUUGAGGCUGCUCCAAAUCUCCGCCGCGGUCUUCUUCGCGGCCACCUGCAGCAGCAGAUCAUCAGCGAGCGCCCGGAGCAGGUAAGCCCGCGCUGGCUUAUCCUCGUCCAGAUCGGCCUCCACCUUGAUGGCCGAGGUGGUGUAGUUCUCCCCCCUCGUCGCCGCGGCUUAUUACACCCAACAAAUGACGCCAUAACCGCGGACAGCGAGCUCUUCCUUGAGGUCAUCCUUCUGGAUAAAGGCCGCAUCUUUUGCGGCCUGAGCUCGCUCGUGGACGUCGGCGGUGUUGGCGCUGCCUCUCCUUUGAUCGCCAAGGCGUACCCGCGCAUCGAGUGCGCCGUGCUGGAGCCUGGACUGGACCUCCCUCACGUUGUGGGCCAGGCCGCCGGUGACCAUGAUAAUCUCCGUUUCGUCGCGGGUGACAUGUUUGAAUCCAUUCCACCCACGGAUGUUGUCUUGCUCAAUAACAUCAUGCAUGACUGGGGUCAUGAGGAUUGCGUCAAAAUACUUCAACGUUGCAAGGAGGCCAUCCCCGUCAAGAAAGCUGGAGGGAAGGUGGUAAUCAUAGAUAUGGUGAGAGGGUCUACAGAUGGCGAUAGAAAGAUCAGUGAGAUGGAAGCCUUACAGAACAUGUUCGCAGUGUGCAUCAAUGGGGCGGAACGGGACGAGAGUGAGUGGAAAAUGAUCUUUUCUAAUGCUGGAUUCGGUGACGACUACAAGAUCAUGCCGGUGCUGGGUCCGUACUCAGUCAUAGAGAUCUACCCACGAAAGCUUUGCAUGGCGAACUAUACCUUAUUAUAA